AAGGGCCCGUUUGGUUGAUGGUAAUGGGCCAGAAAAGAAUGGAAUGGAAUACUAAUGGGCCUAAUUCUUUUGUUUGGUUGGAAAAUAACACUUUUGGAAAAGAUUUCCAUAGUAAUGCUAUUCUCCAAAACUAAUGGAAUUGCUUUCCAUUUUUCAUUUGGUGGAAUUAUAAUUCCAUUCCACUACUUUGGCAUAUCAACAAAUUAUCUCUCUUCUACUCCAGCCAUGGCCCAAGCCCAACAAACCCUAACCCUAGCAAAGUGAAGAUUAAUCUGCUGCCAUUGUUGUGAGGACUGUCUUCUUCGAUCUGCAAGUGCUGGGUUUCUUGAUUGGUGGUAGCAUUGCCAGAGGAUAAUGGCUCGCUUAACUGUAAGUGAAAGACAAAUUUUGAGAAAGAAGAAGAUCAUAACUCUUUAUAUGUAUUGGAUGAAUGUGUUGCAUGUAGUGCAAUGGUUUUUUAAAUUAUGGGAAAAAAUUAUUGAACAUAGUAUUGAAUCAAGCUCUUUGGGAAGACAAUUAUACAUACUUGAUAUUUUUGCCAAUAGGCAAAUUGUGCACCAAAUAGCUUAUGAGAGUGAUGUCAUUUGUUUUGAUCAACUUAGGAUGAAUAGGAAAGCAUUUAGCACUUUAUGCAUAAUGCUUGAAACUAGGGGUGGGUUAAAAGCAUCUAAAUAUUUACAAGUAGAUGAACAAGUGGCUAUGUUUUUACAUGUAAUUGCUCAUCAUGUGAAAAAUAGAGUCGUUAGAUUUCGAUUUAUGAGAUCGGGUGAGACAAUUAGCAAAUAUUUUCAUAAUGUGUUACAUUCAAUCAUUCGGCUACAUGGAGAGUUAUUGAAAAGACCUGAACCUGUUCUUGAAAAUUCAACAGAUGAGAGAUGGAAAUGGUUCAAGAAUUGCUUAGGAGCACUAGAUGGAACUCAUAUUAGAGUGAGAGUAUCUAUGAAUGAUAAACCAAAAUAUCGUACUCGAAAAGGUGAAAUAGCUACAAAUGUCUUAGGUGUAUGCUCCCAAGACUUGCAAUUCAUAUAUGUGUUACCUGGUUGGGAAGGCUCUGCAGCAGAUGGUAGAGUUUUACGUGAUGCCAUACGUAGAACAAAUGGUUUGUGUGUUCCAAAUGGUUAUUAUUACCUUGUAGAUGCUGGAUAUACUAAUUGUAAGGGAUUUCUUGCUCCAUAUCGAGGCCAACGUUAUCAUCUCAACCAAUGGGAAGAUGGAAAUCCUCCUAGAAAUUCACAAGAAUUUUUUAAUAUGAAGCAUUCAUCUGCUAGGAAUGUCAUUGAGAGAUGUUUUGGUGCAAUUAAGAGUCGAUGGGCAAUUCUUAGGAGUCCGUCAUUCUAUCCAAUAAAGACUCAAAAUCGAAUCAUUUUGGCAUGUUGUUUGCUUCACAAUUUUAUUAGAAGAGAAAUGCCUACUGAUAAUACUUAUAUGCAUUCAGAGAAUGAGAUUAACAGUGGAGACGAAGAAGAUGUUGAUGGAUCCAUAAGAAGUAUUGAAGCUUCUGAAGAGUGGACAACGUUUAGAAACAAUUUAGCACAUGAGAUGUAUAGUGAAUGGAGGGAACGUAGGAGAGCAAGCUAGUUUUUUUUUCUUAGAUUAAAUGCACAAUGAUUAUCUAGGUUUUUAUAUUUGUUUUCACUUGGCUAUGCCAAGUUAUUUGACUGGUUGUGUAAUUGACAACAUUGAAAUUUAUCUUUGAAUUUAUGUUUUGUUA
Molecule: messenger RNA, 1711 nt
Organism: Cannabis sativa
Lineage: Eukaryota; Viridiplantae; Streptophyta; Magnoliopsida; Rosales; Cannabaceae
Product: protein ALP1-like
Exons: 4
Coding region: 355-1578 (407 amino acids)
Source: RefSeq, a predicted model, not a curated record